Molecule: messenger RNA, 5458 nt
Organism: Cylas formicarius (sweet potato weevil)
Lineage: Eukaryota; Metazoa; Arthropoda; Insecta; Coleoptera; Brentidae
Product: gamma-glutamyl hydrolase-like
Exons: 9
Coding region: 567-1607 (346 amino acids)
Biological process (GO): tetrahydrofolylpolyglutamate metabolic process
Cellular component (GO): vacuole
Molecular function (GO): gamma-glutamyl-peptidase activity
Source: RefSeq, a predicted model, not a curated record
AAACCAAACAUAUGCGAGCUGCCAGGGUGUGCUGUUAUACACUCGUAUAAUGUUGACAAACAUUUAGGAUUUGAGUAUCGGUGGAAUAACCAGAUCGCAAUUCAGAUAAUAAAAAGUAUUGAUCGGGAUAUCUAGCCCCAUUUGAGGUCAGCGAAGCGGAGAGGAACAUCGGAGGAACAUUUCCAUGAGUCUCGAAUUCCGAACCACCUUGUGAGGUAAAAGCAAACCCGACAGGUACCGCCGCGUCGAUGACAUCUCAUGGGAAGCAAAGUGACACUGGACGCAGAUGGUGACAAGGAAGAGAUUGGUGAUACUUAUCGCUAAAAAGAGAACGGGCGAAACAUUUUAAUCCUGAUGAAAGAACAUGCCAUAAGUAGGGAAGCUAAAUCACAACUGGAGCUUCAUCAAAAGCUGACAGAGCUAAUCCGCUGGAGGUCCUACUGAACAUCCCACCAAUACAGAUCUAUAUACAAGGGGAAGCAAGAUCCGCAGUAUAUAGAUACAUAACCAGCUUUACUUGGAGGACUCAAAUCCCUGCCAGAGAAGACUGGGAAAACGGGCCACCAAUGAAGGCAGAAAUAACCUGGUAUGCUGAUGGCUCAAAAACUCAAGAAGAAGUAGGAACCGGAAUAUAUGAACCCAGAACGAAAAGGAAAAUCUCUAUUCCAAUGGCGAGCGAAAUUGUCGCAACCGACACUCCCAUAAUCGGAGUUUUGUCCCAGGAAACCUACAUCAUUUCCGGAUUGUUUCCUAACGUCACGUACGACAGUUACAUAGCGGCUUCCUACGUAAAAUUUGUCGAAAGCGCAGGCGCGAGAGCGGUGCCCGUUUGGAUCGGCCAAGACGAAAGUUAUUAUCGCAGAGUUGUAGAUUACACAAAUGGUCUAUUGUUCCCGGGCGGCGGAACUUACUUCAACGAAACCGGAGGUUACGGCGAAGCCGCCACUUAUCUUUAUCGUUUCGCCAUCGACUCGAAUCGGAGUGGAAACUACUACCCGAUUUGGGGAACUUGCCUGGGGAUGCAAGUUCUGAUGUAUGCGAGUUUGAACGGCACCAAGGACGUCAGACUCGACUGUUCGCUAACCAACGUGGCCAUUCCUUUAAACUUUAGCAAAGAUUACGAAAACAGCAGGAUGUUUUCGAGGACGCCUGAUGAAACAAUCAACAUCCUAAAGUCCAAAAACGUCACUUACAACCAGCACAGGUACUGUCUGACCAAAGCCUCGUUAAAGGAGAACGAUUUGCUGGACGACUGGCAGAUAUUAGCGACCAAUAUCGAUAGCAACGGUUUGGAGUUCAUAUCGGCGAUGGAGCAUAGAACUUACCCCCUUUACGGGGUUCAGUUUCACCCUGAGAAAAAUCAGUUCGAGUUUAAGAAAAACAAGGGGUUUCCGCACUCCGAGCAGUCCGUCCGGGUGGCGCAGCAUUUCGCAAAUUUCUUCGUCGGAGAGUGCAGGAAAAACGCUAACCGGUUUCCCAACGAUGACGUAGAAGUGCGCUCUUUGAUUUACAAUUUCAAUCCGAAAUAUACGGGAAUGAAUAACAGUUACUACGAGCAGAUUUAUACCUUUGUUAAAAAAGAUUUCGAACGGGUCCAAUUGCUUUAACCGGCAUUUGCUCGUUCAGUUUUGUCGGGGUUGUAAAAAUAUAUGGCGCCCAAUAGUUAAACAGAAAUGGAAAAAUAGUUUUCUUGAAUAAAUAAAAGUCAAAGAAACUUGCGCAGGCAACUGUAAAAAAGAUUACCGACUGAAACUGAAAUAUCCCAACAAGUCAAGAAAUUUUCGCAAAUCUAGUUUUGCCUUACGUCGAGAAAAAACUUAUUAGAAAAAAAUAGACCCCCAUUGCCCCCCAUUAAAUGAAACCGUUGGGUUUAAGUGCUUACUUAAGUGAUUCUUUUUGUCUUUUUUUUGGAAAUCUAGUAUACAAGUAAAUAUGGUCAGAAAUAAUACAUUUAUAUUAUACAGGGUGAGCCAUUUUAAAGGGCCAGCCUACUAAUUUGGAAGACGUCCUUUUCAAAAAUAAUUUCUAAACUCCAGUUUUAAAAACCAUUUUUUUUUAAUGUCUGUAUUUUAUUUUAAUAGAACAUAAACAUUAAAAAAAUUCAAAAUAGAGGAAAGUAGUAAUAAAUUCACCACAAAGUCAACAAAUUAAAAAUUGGAGUCAGUUUCUGAGUAUUCGUCAUCAGUUUCGGUAACUGAUAUGUCAGAAACAACAACAAAACUUCUUGCGGGAAUACUUUAAAAAAAUUUUUGUAAGGAUGUAAGGAUCAGAACUUAAUAACAUAACAUUAAAAACAUCCUCAUUGGAUUUCUGGUGCCUCCCGGGCUUCCCCCAAUGGAGGUAAAAACGAAGAAAUUAUUUUGGGUCCAUGGAUGAGCAAUUUAUGAAUUAUGGGAGGCAUAUAGAACCGUGGAUAUUUUUCAACAAACAAUAUCGCAGGUUCAAGAGCAAAUAAAUUUUGCUACAAUGAUAUUAGUACAAUAGAACUAAGUUGCUAGUAAAGGGGCAAGGUGGAACAAAUUUUUAUAAAGCUUCCUUUUUAACAUAUAAAAGUCCACUGAUGUACCUUUCGCCAAAAGGCCUCAAAAUCUAACCGCUUUCGAAAAUCGAUGAAAGUAUCUGCGCUCGUAUAAAAUUUUAUGUCUCCGUAACGGUAUUGGUACAAAAAUGAUCACCGCCGAAAAAAUAAUGUUUUUUUGUCUGUUUGUCCGUUCUCCGUUCUCGUCUUUUGGUUUUUCCUGAAUAACUUUCGAACCAUUGGAGCUACAAAGUUGAAAUUUGUUGUUGAAAAUCUAUCUUGUAAAUGGGAUUCCCGACUUUGUAUUGAGUAUUGCUGAUGUUAUAGAUACCGUUUCGGGUGAUUGGAGGCUUCAUCACUAAAUAAUAUUAUCCGAGAAAUCCUUGAAGGGUAAUCGGCAGGGUUAAAAGCUUGUGUAGGUAGGCUGUGGCCCGGAUACAACUCGAAAUUGUGUAAAGUUCUCCAUAUUUCUUAGAAAAUGAUAUUUAUUUUGAAUUCAGUUACAAAAAAGCGCAACUUUUGGAACUCCUAAAUUCAUUUGCAAUUAAAAAACAGAGCAUUUGUGGAAACAAAUAAAAUCAAAGUUCUCAACAGGAAAUGUUACUCCUACUUGAAGUCUCAGUGAUAAAAAAUGUAAUUAAUAGUAUACCAAUUGAAAGCGAAAUUCAGUACAGCAGACUCUACAUUUCUAUACGAAACAACAUAAACCCUAUAAUAACGACGACUCUGAUAGUGACACAGAAGUAUAUUUACACAUUUAGAAUAAAAAUAUAAUUAUGUAAUUUCUAGCUAUGAAUUUAUUGUCUAUAUUUAAUGUCAUUGUUUUCUCUUGUGUGUGAAAUUUAAUACCCACCUAAAUAAAAAAAAAAUAUUAUUACCAACACCUUUGAGAGUGUUUACCUAAUGUUCUGCCCUUUAAUUCCUCAGGGACCUACGGGGCCUACGGCUAGUAACUUCCAUAAUUGCGCAUAACUCAUAACCAUGCGUUGAUAAAUCAACAGAUCGCAUGGCAUUAAAAAAGUUGGAAAAAAAAUGUCAAAAUUAAACAUGCUCGUCUAAGCGCGUGAGGUGAAAACUUCUUGUGUCAGCCCCAAGCCCCAGCCCCAUCUAUCUGCCAGGUAGAAGUGAUAACGUAACGAACAACAAUAUACUUGUGGUUGAGAAUGAGAGUGGAUGGAGCUCUCUCCCACCGCAGGUAACUUGUCUCAUUAGGAACGAAUACUAAUUGGCAUUCGUUGGUUCAAUGCCUAUGACAAAUUCUAUUUAAUACAAGAGUGGAUACAAUAAAAGGUAAUGCAAGUUAAUGUUCCUGUAAUAGCAGCAAUUUGCGAUUUAUUUCGGAUAACCGAACCCCUCUGAACAGGUAUUUACACUGCGAAAUUAAACAAAGAGAUUAUAAUACCUUCACGCGUAGUAACACAAACGAUGUUCUCACUUCGACAAACAAAAAUAAGCCCUCGGUUUGCAUCCAUGCAUAUAGCGGUUAGUUAUUUGAAAUGAUCACAGUUCAGUUGGAAAGGCCUGAUUGAACUACAACAUAUAUAUAACAUAUUUAAACGCAUUUUUAGGUUAUGUUUCACCCAGACACGUAGAAACAGUUUCCCGAAUAAGGUUCAUUGCAUUUUGCCACACAUUUUGCUGUACGGCUAGGUUGGAAACGAUUUCGCUCUCCCCUCUUUUCAUUUUGUUGUAUGUGAGUGUAUCACUGCAAUAAAAUGGUGCCCAACUUUUAUUAGAUUUUGUGAAUGCGUAUUAUAGUUUGAUGAAACUUUUCUGUAGUACCUAGACACCUUUAGAACCAUUUAAUUUAUGUAUCAUUUGAAAAUAAUAGAAACAUUCAAAUUAUAGAAAUUAGAAUUUAUUUUUUAAAUGUUUUUUGAUCAAUCAUGAGAAAUAGCACUAAUAAAAUGAAUCUUAAGUUUAUUUUUAAUAAAAAAUAUAUACCUGUUUUGCAUUUCCGUUCUCUAGAGCAUAACAUUUUUUUUCAAAAUUAGUUAACAAGUUAAUUGGCACCAUAAUUUCGUGCCUCGAUUUUUUCAAUUUCAGAAAAAAAAUGUCCUUUUUGUAUGCUUCGUCUUUAACUAGAAAAUUAGCCUUGUUGCCGAGUUGUUACGAGAAUAUGAAAAACUUCUUUUUUAAACAUUUAUAAUAAUUUUCAUAAUAUAAUAAUUUAUUGUGGUCGUCUACCUCUUUGUGAAAAUAAAAAAUUUCAUCCACAUUUUUCAUUGAAUUAUUUUUGGUUAGUUGCCAUCUAUAGUUGAUGCCAAAUAAAUUUUUAACCACCAUCAAGGUCAACGCAUCAUUUUAAUUAAUUAAAAUAUAAGCAAUGUUUCAGAGCUCGAUUUUAUAUUUAUUUAUUUAUAAAAAAUACAGAUUUUAUAUAAUUCGAUUGUAUUUGUUUAUUUGUGAAUCAACAAAAAACAUAUGAGUAUUCCUUAAUACUUCUAAAUGUUAAUAAUUAGAUAUUAUGACUACUUGCAUAUAUGGAGAAUAUUUUUAUUUACUGUCACUGAAAUCACUAGAAUCACUAAAUAAUGUAUAUGUAAUGCUUGUGUAUGUCUAAUGGAACACACUUCAGGAGUGACAGUUUGCACUACAUCUUGCCACAUUUUGAAUAAACUAUCUUAAAAAAUUUAAGUUAUAAUAUUUAUUUGUAAUUCCCCAAAUCAGUUCAAUUGGGUUAAAAGUUCUAUUUCCCCACGAUGUUUGUCACGUUGCGUUUUCGACCAAAAUACAAAUGAUGAACAAAAAACGGAACCACGCACCACUACUUGAAAAGUGGAACCAAAAUUAUUUUACUCAUGAAAUAUCUAUUUCCUAAAUUUUCCGAUAAGAUUGUGUUUUAACACACAAUUUUAUUGAGACGGUAGGACCAUACAUUAACCCGUGUACGCUCGUGGCUGUUCCCUAGCAUGCUAACAAUUACAUUAUCAUUUUUCC